Trypanosoma conorhini is the source of this 540-nucleotide messenger RNA. RefSeq lists its product as uncharacterized. The record is from RefSeq and is a predicted model, not a curated record. Bases 1 to 540 code for a protein of 179 amino acids. The transcript has a single exon. Lineage: Eukaryota; Euglenozoa; Kinetoplastea; Trypanosomatida; Trypanosomatidae.
AUGACUGAUCACGAGCGAAGUCGACUGACGGCGGCGGAGGCGGAAAGGCGCGCUGCGACGAAGGCCGUGUAUUUGACGCAGCAGCCGCCCUCCAUGCGCUUUGCGAUUGGGUUUGCGGCUGUGCUGUUUCUCAUCUUAUGCCUUCCGUUGCAGAGUGCGUUGGUGGCGUACCUGCGCCUGCGGUGGGGGUAUCGGAACGGCUUUGCCGUCACGACGAUUGUCGUCCUGGGCGUUUAUCCCAUUGCUGCCGUGCCCUUCCGCUUUCUGGACCGAAGCUGGAAGUGUUGGCGCCCCCCAACCUCCGAGGGAGAGGGCGCCGCCGAGCAGCACGAGCCGGCCAGCGACAGGCCGGCAGCGGCCCCGCCGAUGGAGACGGACUACGUCGCGCCGCAGUACCAGACCAGAUUUAUCCAGAGUCUCUGCACAGCGAAGCUCUGGGCGAUCUUUUGGUCGCUGUUCUGCACACUCGGGACUGAGUUUGUCAUUCUAACAAACUCGCGGUUGUUUUUUUUACUCCGCCAUGUCUGGGGAGGAAAUUGA